ACGCCGGGCUAAUUAAUGCAAUAUGAGAUUGAGAGGAUGUAAACACGAGAUAAUUAAAAGUCCAAUCAACAUCAAAGAUAUUAAAUUGUUUAAACCAAUUUGAAGAGUUUGUGCUUUUGUAUCAAAAGUGUGUAUCAGCUUACCAGUACCACUUAUUCUUGAUAUUCCCUGGUCAAUUAUGACAGUGCAAGUUGGAAAUUUCUUAAAAUUAAAAGAAGAAUCAGAGAAACUAAUGUGUAGGCUUGUAUUGUUAAGGAAGGACCUACAUUGAACCAUAACAAAAAUGAAAGAGAGAGAGGUUUUUGUGAUUAUUAUUGUUAUAAGCUAGAGACCAAGAAUGGAAUGACCUGCAUGAAGCUUGUCCAAACCCAGAAAAGCAGCUGUGUCUCCUCAAAAACAAGGGAAGGUGGCUGCAAACCUGCAAGGUCCAAAUAAGUACUCAACUCCUUCCUGUAUCAUUUUUCCGUGAAACUAUAUUUUUCUGUCAUAGAACAGAGAUGAAGGGUCUCUUUGUUAUCUUCUUUACCUCUCUAUUCUACGUUUUGGUCUUGAAGCUGUCCACCGCAGCUGACACCCUAGCUGCAUCGCAAUUCAUAGUUGGCUCUGAUACCUUGGUUUCUUCCAGCCAAAGCUUUGAACUGGGACUUUUUCCCACAGGCAACUCUAGAGCAUGGUAUCUAGGAAUAUGGUACAAGAAUUUUCCAGAUAUUGUUGUAUGGGUUGCAAACAGAGAAAAUCCACUUGCAGAUUCUUAUGGAGCCAUGAUGUUGUCCAAAAAUGGAAGUUUAGUCCUUUUAGACCAAAUGAAUAGAACUAUUUGGUCUUCUAGUCCUUCCAGAGAAGCUGAAGAUCCUGUUGCACAGCUUUUGGAAACUGGAAACCUUGUUGUUAUAGACAAGGCUGUGACAAGUUCUGAAAGCUAUAUAUGGCAAAGUUUUGAUUUCCCAUCGGACACACUGCUACCAGAAAUGAGGCUGCUAUUGAACUUCAAAACAGGCCCAAACCAAUUCUUGACUUCUUGGAAAAAUGCUAGUGACCCAUCUCUUGGUUUAUAUACCUACAAGAUCGAUCACCCUGUGUUGCCUCAGCUUGUUCUUGCUCAAGGAUCAAAGAAAGAAUUCCGCAGUGGACCUUGGAAUGGUCUUCGAUUUACUGGUCUUCCCGUUUCAAGCAACGAAAUAUUGAAACCAAGUUAUGUUUAUAACACAAAUGAGUUGUAUUAUAUCUAUGAGGCUAAUGACAAUUCUAUUAUUACCCGAUUAAAGCUGACUGAAACAGGUGAGAUGCAACGGCUAGUGCUGAAUAAAGGAAGUACUGAAUGGGGUGUUAUGUAUACUUUGCAGAAUGAUCGAUGCGACAAUUACGGGGAGUGUGGUGCAAAUAGCAUAUGCAAAAUUAACAGAACACCCAUUUGUGAGUGCUUACAGGGGUUUGUUCCAAAAUCACAGCAAGAAUGGGAGGUUCUUAAUAGGACAAGUGGUUGCAAGAGAGAGACCCUAUUGGAUUGCCAGAAGGGGGAAGGGUUUUUGAAAUUUCAAAAUAUGAAACUUCCAGACCUGUUGGAUUUUUCGGUGAACAACAGCAUGAGCUUCAAGGAAUGUGAGGCAGAGUGUUUGAAGAAUUGUUCUUGUGUAGCUUAUGCUAAAUCAAAUAUGAGUAGUGGAGGCAUUGGCUGUCUGAUGUGGUUCGGGGAGCUUAUAGAUAUGCGUGAGUUUGUUGAUGAAGUUAGUGAUCAAGAUUUAUAUAUUCGGAUGCCAGCUUCAGAACUAGGCAAUAGUACCAGUCAGAAGGAUAAAAGAGUAGUAUUAAUCUCAGUGAUAUCAGCAGCUUCUGUACUUCUUUUUCUGGGUCUCUUAUGCCGUUGUAUCGUUCUGAAUAAGAGAGCAAAGAGAAAGGGUUCAAGAUCAAGCAAGGAAGACAUACAGUUGCCACUAUUUGAUUUUCAUACAAUUGAAAUCGGCACCAAUUACUUUUCCUGGCAAAACAAACUUGGAGAGGGAGGUUUUGGUCCAGUUUACAAGGCUAACCUAAGACAAGAAGAAUUAGUAGCAGUAAAGAGACUUUCAAGAGGCUCUGGACAAGGUCUUGAAGAGUUUAGGAAUGAAGUUACAAUGAUAGCCAAUCUCCAACACAGGAAUCUUGUUAAACUUUUAGGCUGCUGCAUUGAAGGAGAAGAAAGGAUGCUAAUCUAUGAGUACAUGCCCAACAAAAGCUUGGACUUCUUUAUCUUUGAUCAAAACAGAAAGAAGCUGCUUAACUGGCAAAAGCGGUUCGACAUUAUCAUGGGAAUUGCACGAGGACUUCUCUACCUCCAUCAAGACUCAAGAUUAAGAAUCAUUCAUAGGGACCUUAAGAGUAGCAACAUCUUGCUAGACCGUGACCUGAUCCCAAAAAUAUCCGACUUUGGCAUAGCAAGAAUUUUCGAACACGAUCAAACUGAAGGAAAAACAAAACGAGUAAUUGGCACAUAUGGAUAUAUGUCUCCUGAGUACACAAUUGAUGGGAAAUUUUCAGUGAAAUCGGAUGUGUUCAGUUUUGGAGUGCUAUUAUUAGAGAUAGUUAGCAGCGGAAAGAACACAGGGUUCAAUCAUCCAGAUCACAACCACAAUCUUCUGGGACAUGCAUGGCUACUGUGGAACAACAACAAGGGUUUGGAACUUAUAGAUCCAUGCUUGGAGUACUCAUACGUGGACUACGAGGUCCUAAGAUGCAUUCAAGUGGGUCUAUUAUGUGUUCAAAAGCUACCCAAUGACAGACCAGCAAUGUCAUCAGCGGUGUUCAUGUUGUGCAAUGAAGGAGCAACAUUACCCGAACCAAAGGAGCCUGGUUUCUUCACAGAAAGAAGCUCCAUAGACAACAAAACCUUAACAGGAGGAGCAAGAAGCCACACAGGACUCACAAUUACUAUUUCGACAUUGGAAGCUAGAUAGAUGAUUCAAGCAAGGAGCUGUAGAGUAAAUGUAAAUAUCAGUUUUGUCUCUGAACUCAUACUUCAGAUUCAUGCAUUUUCAUGCAAACAGAGACUUAAAAACCCUACUUGAAUUAAAUUGAGGACCACCCAUUCUCAUACUCAUCAGAAUAUACGCAUUGCACUCUGGUUUAUCAAUCUUGUUCGUUGGUUACCAGUGAUCAGCAAGAAAUCUUUAACAUGGGAGAUUAAAGCAAGUUUAUUUCUUUGAGAAUUCAAGCCAAUUCUUUACCUUUCUACUAACACUGACAGACACAAGGAUCACAAAGACUACAAAUCGCCUUUGCAUUUCAAUAUGGAAGGUUGAAGCUGUCAGAGAGUAGGACACAGCCACAGUACCAUUUUCAUCAGCGUUGCCAAGAAUUCACAUGCGGCUUUUCCCAUUGUUCCACAACUGGGGCAUUUCUACAAACAUACGGUGAGCAGCCCAUAAGUUCAUACCAAAAUACUGCAGAACAAUGCAUAUAGACUUGGCCACACACAAAUAGAAUCCCCUUUACCAAAGAUAACUAAGACCAGGAGAGUUACCAGAAAACUACCCCAUGGAAAAUGGCGGGAUCCAAGCUCUCUACGCAAAACACCAGCUAUUCUCCGAUAUGCAGAGUAAAAGAACGAGCAUGUAAUUUUCAAGGGAUUUUCAUUUUUAUUUUAUUUUUGGUAGAUGCCUUUGUAAAAGUAAUGACACGUAUACGAGUAUAGCCGUUGUGAU
This is a messenger RNA of Rosa rugosa (rugosa rose), 3677 nucleotides long. Its product is annotated as G-type lectin S-receptor-like serine/threonine-protein kinase At4g27290. The transcript is spliced from 7 exons. Gene Ontology annotation, molecular function: ATP binding; protein serine/threonine kinase activity. Lineage: Eukaryota; Viridiplantae; Streptophyta; Magnoliopsida; Rosales; Rosaceae. Gene Ontology annotation, biological process: protein phosphorylation; recognition of pollen. The record is from RefSeq and is a predicted model, not a curated record. Bases 498 to 2930 code for a protein of 810 amino acids.